AUGGCACAAUCUGAAUUAUUUAGGCUUAAAACAGAAGCGAACGCUACCGAAACCGGCAGGUCUUCCGAACUUGAGUUACUUAUGGAUGAUCUUGAAAAAUCAAAUGCAAAACUUGCUUCUGCUGAAGCAGAGCUGGCCAAAUUACGUGAGGAUCAUGCGGACAUCCCAAAGUUACCCAUCGUAGACAUUAGUCGACUUCAAUGUCGCAUUGAAGAACUUGAAUUUGAACUGUCCAGUUGUUCUCAACAAAAAUCGUCAUUACUCGACCAGUUGGAAUCGCUCAAAUCUUUGAAGUCAUCCAACGAAAAGAAUCUAGAAAAUUGUAUUCAAGAGCUGCAAACGACAAUUUGUCAGAUCAAAGCUUCUCUGGAAGUGGCUAAUAUUAAACUUGAAAAUCAAUCUGAUUACGAAGAAAUAAAACGCGAACUAUCUCUUUUACGCUCAAUUGAAUUUCCUGAAAAUGUUCAGCCAAAUGAAUCGGAUAAUUUUAUUCAAGACGAAACAUCUGAUCGUGCCCCAUUGGAAGUACUUCUUUUAAAAAAGAAUAAAUCAUUGGAGAAUCAGUUGGCCGAAGCAAACACUUCACGUGAAAAGUUACAAAUUGAACUUACUCAAGUCCAAUCAUAUGAAGUUGAAGCCAAUCAACGAAUUAAAGAGCAAACAGAAUUAAUAAAAUUGUUAGAAUCUGAUCUUUAUCGUUUGCAGACAAAUUUGGAUGAAUCAUUAAAGUUAAAUGAUUCAAGGAACCGGUUGGAAGGUCACCAUCUUGCAGAAGUUAUCGGUGACCAAAAACCAAGUCAAUACAAUCAAUCAUUAUUAAACAUUGUACAAAAUCAACGUGAUCGAUUUCGAACACGAGCUGAAGAAUUAGAACAGAAUGAAAUAAGUUUACGCCAACAGUUGGUAUCACUUCAACGUGAAGUUGAAUCAGUACGAGCUGAUAACGUUAAAUUGUACGAGAAAAUACGUUUCUUACACUCAUAUGGUAGUCCUGUAAUACAAAAUCGACAAAAUAAUUUAUCUAAUCAGUAUUCUUCAUCAUCGGUGACAACAUCAUCGUCACAAUCACCUUGUCAAAAUCAUGAGUCAAAUGAUGCAACUAUCAUUAAAUAUUCACAUGUUUAUGAAGCUCAAUUAAAUCCUUUCAAUCAAUUUAGUCGAUAUGAGAAACAACGAGUGUAUAAAAAGUUACAACCAUAUGAAAAACUGAUGUUACAUUUGGGACGUUUUGUUAGUUCCGAUCGUAGACUUCCAGCUCAUUUCCAGCAUAGUGCUUUAGAAACUGAAGCUAAUUGUCAUUCUCGCUUUGAAAAACAUAUGCAAGAAGUUCAUAAUCAAGGUGGUGGGAAUCUAUAA
This is a messenger RNA of Schistosoma mattheei, 1356 nucleotides long. Lineage: Eukaryota; Metazoa; Platyhelminthes; Trematoda; Strigeidida; Schistosomatidae. The record is from the annotation of a GenBank genome assembly.